CUUUUAUUGAGAUUAAUUUAAAAUCAGUGCUAGUGCUGCAGCCAUGAAAGAACAAUCGCGCAGGGUUUUCUUAGCGAUCCUGGCGCUCUGCAAAAUUUUAGGCUUUGUCGAUUGCCAAACAGCAGAAAACAAUUGUGAGGAUUAUUCGCCACCGUUGUUGGAAGAACACGUCGACGUGCUGAGCGAACUGUGCAAAAUGUGCAGCUGCAAAGUGGAGGUGGAGAAACUGGCCUCGCAAAAGAGGGAGUGCGAUCUGAACAUUACGCAUUUGAUGGAAUUAAAUGAAAAUGCCAAGAAGGAACUGAAUUUGCAAAAAGAGAUUUGCGACUUUAAAAUCAAAUCUGGUCUAAAAAGAAAAUUGCAAAUGGAUGAAAAAAAUUUAUUGACACUCAGCACUGGUCGCUACUUUGUUAGCCCGCCAAGUCAAUCAGUAAACUGGUUCGAGGCCGCGAGGAUCUGCAAAACGUAUGGCAUGGAGCUCGUCAGUAUUGAGACGAAAGAGGAAAAUGAUGAAAUUAGGAAAAUGAUAGACUCGCAAUUAUAUUGGAUUUCUGGAUCCGACAUGGGCUCUGAAGGUGAAUUUUACUGGACAGGCACUGGAAGAAAAAUCGAAACUUUCACAAAUUAUCGGGAGGGCCAACCAGACAAUUAUAUGGGCAAGGAACACUGUUUGUAUCUCAAGAUGAGAAACUUUAACAUGAUGUGGAAUGAUUCAGAUUGUGAAGGGGCGAAAAUGAGAUUUAUUUGUGAGAUGCAGAUGGAGUAGUUAUGUGGAAUUUUAUUAAGUAAACCUUGUGGUACUUUCUUUAAGCUUAAGAACAAUAAAAAUUUUUUAUAUAUCUCUGAUUUUGUAUCCGUCACUUAACCAAUAUUAAACACAACACUUGACACAGAGAUCCGG
Molecule: messenger RNA, 901 nt
Organism: Neocloeon triangulifer
Lineage: Eukaryota; Metazoa; Arthropoda; Insecta; Ephemeroptera; Baetidae
Product: C-type lectin 37Da-like
Exons: 6
Coding region: 44-766 (240 amino acids)
Biological process (GO): biological process involved in interspecies interaction between organisms
Cellular component (GO): external side of plasma membrane
Molecular function (GO): carbohydrate binding
Source: RefSeq, a predicted model, not a curated record